AUGGCGGACACGAAGAUGUCACUAUUUCUGGAAGGCAUCUGGGUCAUUUUUAGUGUUUUCUACUCCAUAAUACGAUCGAUUUUUUCAUGGAUAUUGCCAGCACGACUCAAGGACAUUAGUGACGACGUUGUGUUGAUAACCGGCGGUGGAAGGGGAAUCGGUCGAGCAUUAGCGAUCGAAUUCGCAAAACAGGGUUGCAAAAAAAUUGUGUUAUGGGGUCGUACUGCAGAAACACUUUUAUCAACAUCGAAUGCUGCGGCAGAAUACGGUGCCAAGGUGUUCUUAUAUGUGUGUGAUGUCAGUGAAAAAGAUGAAGUAUACCAACAAGCAAAAAAGGUAGAGUCAGAAGUUGGACCAGUCACUAUCUUAGUAAAUAAUGCCGGUGUUGUGCAUAGUAAUAAAUCAUUGGUUGAAGCCAAAGAUGAAGACAUUAUGAAAACAAUACAAACAAAUAUAUUUGGCCAUAUUUGGACUUGUAAAGCUUUUCUUCCCUCUAUGAUGGACAGAAAUCAUGGCCAUAUUGUUACGAUGAGUUCAGUUUUGGCAAAUCAAGCGCUUCCCGGUGCUGGAGCAUACAGUGCUUCCAAGGCUGCCAAUGUUGGGUUUGCUGAAUCUUUAAUUCAAGAAAUUCAUUCCAAAAGGCGAUAUGGCAUUCACAGCACCAUUGUUUGUCCGUAUAUUGUCCAAACUGGUAUGUUUAAAGGUGUAAACACACGAUUUCCUCUGUUAUUUCCACGCUUAACCUCAGAAUAUGUUGCAGAGAAGAUUGUCCAUGCUGUUAGAAAAAAUCAGCAAUUACUGAUGAUUCCCCGGAUUAUGUAUUUCAGUGGAAUUGUGAAAAGUCUUUUACCAACAUUAGCAUGGAAGCAGAUACUGAAAAUGACAGGAUCACUGGUUGCUAUGGAGACAUUUGUCGGCCAUGAAGGUGGAGAUAAAAAUUAG
This is a messenger RNA of Saccoglossus kowalevskii, 942 nucleotides long. RefSeq names its product short-chain dehydrogenase/reductase 3-like. Lineage: Eukaryota; Metazoa; Hemichordata; Enteropneusta; Harrimaniidae. Gene Ontology annotation, molecular function: oxidoreductase activity, acting on the CH-OH group of donors, NAD or NADP as acceptor. Gene Ontology annotation, cellular component: lipid droplet. The record is from RefSeq and is a predicted model, not a curated record.